GAAAACACGGACAUAUACAACCAACAGCAAAAGCAAAGCAAAGCAAAAAUGAGCAAUUCUCUAAAGUCCUCCUCCUCCUCACCCUUCGAACCUGGAGUUUUCCUCCCUGGCGGCCACAACACCGACCCUCCCCUCCCGCAAGACAGCCCCACGACAGGCUACCAACUGAACCAUUCCAUGCUCCGCAUCCGCGAUCCACAGCGCUCGCUCCAUUUCUACAUCACGCUCAUGGGCAUGCGGACCGUUUUCACCAUGAACACCGGCCCCUUCACGAUCUACUAUCUGGGCUACCCGUCCAGCGCAGAGGACCGCGCCGACCUCCCCAGGUGGUCUGCGAGAGUGGGAAACCCCCGCGUGCUCACGCAGACCCUGGGUCUGUUGGAGCUCUACCAUAUCCACGGGACGGAGAAGCCCCUCGCAGAGGGCGGGUACGAGGUAUGCAACGGGAAUGUGCCGCCGCAUCUAGGGUUUGGGCAUCUGGGCUUCACGGUCCCGGAUGUGCCGGCGGCAGUGAACAGGCUACGGGAUGCAGGCGUGCCCAUCUUGAAGGAUCUCCAGGUUAGUUCUAGGGCGAGCGUGCCGCUCAGUUCGUGGGAGGAGGAGCGGGGUGUUGGGUUGGGGGAGAUCCAUCCGAAUUAUACGGCUUUGUUUGACCAGAUUGCAUAUGUGACUGAUCCGGUGAGUAUUACUACUAGGACUACUGUUGUUGGUCUUGUGGUUUGUGACUUGGUUUGUUCGGUUCUGCUAAUAAUCCCGUCCAGGAUGGGUACACGGUUGAACUGGUUCCUCAGAAUAUGCAAUCAUAGUCAUGAGCUUCGACAAGGUAUUUGGACAGGACCUCCAGUAGUAUUUCGGAUUCAGAUAUCAUUUUAUUUUUGUAAACGGCGGACCUGUGAUUUAGGCAGAACCCCCUCUGCCGUUCACCAGUGAGUUACUAUACAUAUAUAUAUUAGAUGUGUUCCGGGUAAAGAAGUUUGAACCUAGAAUUGUGUUGGCAUUGGGCUCCGCGCCCCCCCCCUGGGCGAAGAAGCAUAUUCGCAACCGAGACACCGAGCUGUUCUGCCUCUUCGUCGCACUGGACAGCGGCCACAUCCUCCGCAACAACCUCCGACGUUCCUUCGAUGUUAAGAACCGUGGCUCGCAAGCUAAGAGUGGCCGCAGCCGGGCGCUACCUGCGUCUUCUUCUUCUUCUUCUUCUUCCCCCCAGGGCAGGGGCUCCAGAGAAGACCACACGCCAACCGGGGACGAGCAUCCGCCCUGGAGGCUUCGAAGCAUCGCUCUCUCUGCCAUGCCGCGCCAUCUCGAGGAUAUCUGG
Molecule: messenger RNA, 1315 nt
Organism: Aspergillus ochraceoroseus IBT 24754
Lineage: Eukaryota; Fungi; Ascomycota; Eurotiomycetes; Eurotiales; Aspergillaceae
Product: putative lactoylglutathione lyase (Glo1)
Exons: 1
Coding region: 49-930 (293 amino acids)
Source: RefSeq, a predicted model, not a curated record